AUGGAUUCAAUAUUCAUCCGCGCCAAUCAUUCCUCAAGGUAUGAUUGUAAAAGUGAUGAUGAGAAGUAUAGUGACGAUAAAGAGGGAAGCAGUAACUACCCUUUUGUGAGUGCUCUAAGUAUGAGCGGAGGAAAUGGAGACAACAGUUACUCCACAAAUUCUCUUCUUCAGAAAAGAGUUUUGUCAAGGACCAAAGCAGCCUUGGUUGAAAACACCAAAGAAAUGAUGAUAAGCAUGGACUUUCCUAGCUGCAUUAAAGUAGCCGAUUUAGGCUGUUCGUCGGGACAAAACACAUUUUUGGCGAUGUCUGAGAUCGUCAACGCAAUCAAUGCGUUAUGUAAAGAGUGGAACAAAAACCCACCAGAGAUAGAUUGUUGUCUGAACGAUCUCCCUAGUAACGAUUUUAACACAACUUUCAAGUUCAUAACUUCAUUCAACAAGAAGUUCGCAAGAGAAGGAUCGUGCUUCUUCUCUGGAGUACCUGGUUCCUUUUACUCGAGGCUCUUCCCUCUCAAGAGUCUCCAUCUCAUACAUUCUAUUUACAGUAUUCAUUUUCUCUCCAAGGUUCCGGAUGGACUUGAAAAGAAUAAAAUGAGUGUGUACAUAGCAAGUUCAAGUCCUAUAAGUGAAUAUAAGGCUUAUUUGAAUCAAUUUCAAAAAGAUUUCACAACAUUUCUAAGAAUGCGUUCUGAAGAGAUGGUAUCUAAUGGACGCAUGGUUCUCACAUUAAUCGGCAGAAAGACUCUUGAUAAUCCAUUGUAUAGGGAUUGUUGUCAUUUCUGGACACUGUUAUCCCAGUCUCUCCACGACCUAGUUCUCGACGGUAUUUUGAGUGCAUCGAAGGUGAGUUCGUUCAAGAUGCCGUUUUAUGAUCCGAGCAAAGAAGAAGUGACAGAUCUGAUAAGAAAAGAGGGUUCCUUCAAAAUAAACGACUUGGAGACACAUGGAUUUGAUCUCGGUCAUAGUGUUGUCGAAGAUUGUAGCUUGCAGUCACAUGGGGUUAAAGCAGGACAGAAAGAAGCUAGUUGUAUAAGAGCAGUGACUGAAACAAUGCUCGUUGCUCAUUUUGGAGAUGACAUUAAUAUUGAUACAUUGUUUAACAAGUAUGCGUGUCGUGUGUCUCAGCAUGCAAGCUGUAGGAUCAAGACGAGUGUCUCUCUAGUCGUUUCAUUGGUCCGGAAAUAACUUUUGUUAUGUAUUGUUUAUUAAUAUGUGUGUCAUACAUAUUCAAGGUCAUUGGCUUGUAAUUUGUGUCAUCUAUUGUGCUUUUAUUAUUUUGUAAAUGUGGAUUUGUAAUUUGGGACAAACACUCGAU
Eruca vesicaria subsp. sativa (arugula) is the source of this 1315-nucleotide messenger RNA. The record is from the annotation of a GenBank genome assembly. Lineage: Eukaryota; Viridiplantae; Streptophyta; Magnoliopsida; Brassicales; Brassicaceae.